This is a messenger RNA of Ambispora leptoticha, 371 nucleotides long. The record is from the annotation of a GenBank genome assembly. NCBI's taxonomy places the organism in Eukaryota, Fungi, Glomeromycota, Glomeromycetes, Archaeosporales, Ambisporaceae.
GCAUGCUGCCUCGUAUGCCUUAUCGGCGUGCAAUUGAAUUAAAUCUGAUCAAAAAGGGAACGCACCCGAGCUAUAAUACAGACGUAAUCUUCUUUCGUUUCAAUUUCUUGGCAGAAAUAGAUUUUGAGCUUAAAAAAGUUGUUCGUGAUAUUGAACUGGCCGAGUUUCUCGCGGACGAAGGAGUACUGGUACCCGGAAACGAUGCUGAAACAUUCAUGCUUUCCGCACUUCUUGUGCGCCAACUAGUGGUAUCAAUCGAUUGGGCUAGCUCUAAUCGAUUAGCAGCCUUAACUAUAGUUACAAAAUUUACCAAUGCUGAAUAUCUUACCAAAAGCAUUAAAGUCAUUAUACAGUUCAUCGGAGUUUAUUAG